Messenger RNA from Linum tenue, 312 nucleotides. The record is from the annotation of a GenBank genome assembly. Lineage: Eukaryota; Viridiplantae; Streptophyta; Magnoliopsida; Malpighiales; Linaceae.
AUGGCAUCCACCAUGGCUCGCUGGUUGGCCUUCCUCGCGGUGGCGGCAAUGAUCGCGACGGCGGCGGCGGCGGAGGGUAGCGCCGGAGUCAAUGGGCCGGCGCUGCAGGCGUGCAACCCGUCGCAGCUGAGCUCCUGCCUGCCGGCGAUAUCGACGUCGGCGCCGCCGACAGGGCAGUGCUGCGGGAACCUGAGGCAGCAGGGGCCAUGCCUUUGCGGGUACCUCAGGAACCCAAACUUCAGGCAGUACCUCAGCUCUCCCGGGGCAAGAAAGGUUGCUAGUGCCUGUGGGGUGCCUUUACCUCGUUGCUGA